CGCCGCGCGCGCGCGCGCGACUGCCGUGAAGCGAGGCCGCGAUGAUGGCGGCAGGAGUAGGUAGCGCCUGGGUGCGCGGUCUGCUCGGUUGGGCGCGGCCGGAGAGGUGGCUAGCAGCCAGUAGCCUUCUUCCUCUGUCAGGCGUCCACACAUCAUGCACAGCUCUGCAGCAAAUUGGAAAGUGGGAGAAAAAGAACAGGAUUGUUUACCCUCCACAACUGCCUGGAGAACCUCGCAGACCAGCUGAGAUAUAUCACUGUCGGAGGGAGAUAAAAUACAGCAAAGAUAAGAUGUGGUACCUGGCAAAACUGAUAAAAGGGAUGUCCAUUGAUCAGGCUCUGGCUCAGUUGGAAUUCAAUGAUAAAAAGGGAGCAAAGGUGAUCAAAGAGGUUCUCUUAGAAGCGCAGGAAUUGGCAGUAAAAAAGCACAACGUGGAAUUCAAAUCAAAUCUACAUAUAGCCGAGUCGACGACGGGCAGAGGCCGCUAUGUGAAGCGGAUUCGUUACCACGGCAAAGGCAUGUUUGGCAUCAUGAAAAUCGUCAGGUGCCAUUACUUUGUGAAGCUGGUGGAAGGUCCCCCUCCUCCUCCAGAGCCCCCAAAGACUGGGUUUGACCAAGCAAAAGAAUAUGUGCAGCAGCUACGCAGUAGAACCCUUGUUAAUACACUGUGACAAACUUUUGUGACUAUAUGGGAAUCUGCAUGGCACAGAGGAAUUGCUCUGUGCUCUGGGAGCUCUUUUGGUAUAGUGAAAAUAUAAGACCUUUAUCUACAGAGAGCCAAGCUUCAGCUCGUUUAGUUUGAGAGUAACUAGAAGCAAGGCUUCAAAGAAAACCACCUUGGCUCCUGUGACUUCUGUUUAGUGGCCUGAACCUGUUGGGAUCAACAGACUUUCAACACUUAAAGGUGUGUGACAGUCAGUAAAACAUGCUCUCAAAACCACUAUGAAUCUAUCCUGUUUUGUUUGGCCUGUAAUCACAGCCUCUCUGAGCACGGACCUUUCACCAGCAGCCGAAGCUGUGUAUGCCUCUGUGGUCCAAAAGAAGAUGUUCUGUUUUGAAGAGCAACUUGAAAGGCCAUACUUUACUUGACACAGGAGAACAUGCUACUGCUUCACCCUGGCCUCUGUUUGUAGUCCUGGAGUUUUAAAUGUAUGUCCUCCCUGGGAAGGCAUGUUAUCUCAGAGGAGGCACAUCCCAGCCUGUGUGUUCAGAGAUGAUGACUUCAAGGCCUCUUUUGGGACUGCUGUAUGAGGUCCCUGGAGGGCAACCAGCAAGGCAAGUCUUGGUGGAGGACUUGCCCUUCAAAAAUUCAGCCACAGCCUCAAAGUGUGUGCCUGUGACUUAUAAAGGUGUUACAUUUCCCUGCUGAGAAAGUCAGAAUUGUCCUUCCUCCCAUGUUCUUUGCCAUUAAACUGUUCCAUGGCAUGUCCCCCCCAACCGAUUCAUUAUCUUCUUAAAGUGGGGUUUCUUCUUCUGAAGAAGCAGCUGAGGUAGCAGGCUGCAGUUGGCACUGUGGUCUGCCCUUUGGGCAGCAUGCUGCUGCUUAUGUGGUGAGCCCCAGUUUCAUUAGAGCCCCAUGAGAAGGAGGCUGUGCUUGCUGGGGCGGUGGUAGGGAUGUGGUCAGUCCCCCUGUGGCAGCAUGAUGCUGAGGCUGCUUUUCAACCUGCUUUCUGGCUCUUGGAGGUAUGUUUAUUGUAGUUGCCCUUUAGUGACUGGUUCAUUUUUGUUUUGUACAGGCUACCGUAUUUUCCAUUGCUUCCCUUUAGUGCUGAGUUGAAUUUCAUGGGGGCCUGCAAAGCAUCCCAAGGGAGGGCUGAAGGAAAGAGGCUGCAGAAACAGGCAGUGUUGGCACGUCACUGUGCUUAAGGUACAAUUGCUCUCAGUGUAGAAGUGGAUAACAGGCUAUCGGUGCAUGGCAAGCCAUUUCUCAGGUAUGAAAUGAGCUCAGAAAUGCGCAUGGUUCUGCUUUGUGGACAAGAGGGAAAACUAGGAGGACUCAGUGUUAUCACCUGCAUCUCCCUGGCCUGGGAAAGCUGGUCUUCAGGGCCAGUAAAUCUGGUUUCCUGUGAAUGCAGGAGAGGUCUUGGAAUAAUCUCAUUUCAAUCCCUCUUUAACGGAUUCCAGGAUGAGCUGGUUGCCAUGUAUAGCUUCUUUACAUACGAAUUUGGGUUUGAACCCAGCUGAAUUUUCAGUCCAACUAGAAGCAAGGUCUCUGCUAAGAAAAAAAAGGACAAGGGAAAUAGUGGGGAAGGCUCCCAUGCAAGUGAAUGAAAAAACAAAACCAGGAGGACUGAAUGUUUGUUAUUCAUACAUAUUCUUAGAGGUAAUUAUUGUGAUUUCAUUCCUGAAAACUGCCUGCCUUAAGAAGAAAUUACUGUAUUCUACUAAGUGCUUGUUUAUUAAACUUGCAGUAACUGAAGUUAAAUAUAAAUUAUCAAAACACCUGUGAGGUGCAGGGGUUUUCUUUUGGCACGUGUCUGUGAAAAAUAAAUCCAACAGGAGAACAUUCAGCAAAGCAGGAGGUGCAAAAUGUAAGUCAAGAACUGGCCCUGGAUCAAUGGUCCCAGUCCUGCUGGCCUCAACGUGGGAUUCCCAAACCUUCCCUAGGGCGUGGGGAAGGGUCUUCCCAAGGAAGCAAGCUGACAGUGUACUGCUCUCAUCAACUUGUGUAAGGCUGGGGCGCGCUUUUCCCUUAAGAAAUAAGGGGAAAUUUGGGUGGGAAUCAGAAUUGGGAAUGGCAGGAGCGCAAAAGAAAGAGUGGGUGGUCUGCAGCAUGCGGCAAAGAGGAAAGAGGGAAGAGGGGAUGGCUGUGAGGACAGGUAGCAUCUGUCUGUCUAUAAAGGCCAUAGUCUACUUUGCAAUUUCCAGGUACUGAAAUAGUUUUCAGCAGGGAAGUAUGGACAGAGCAAGGGAAGUCUGGAGAACUCUACACAUUUGGCCUUGUAAGAGGUUAAUGGCUUAGCCCUUAAAAUGUACCAGAAAAUGCAGGGAGGUUUAUGUGAUGGCUUUGACAUAUUCUGGCAAUAAAUGCAGUGUAAAGAUGUUUCCUCUGUUUGCUCUAAGCCGUUGACUUUACUCUGUCACUAUGGGGAACUGACUGUAUGUAACAGAAAAGGAAAGAGAGGAUGUAAAUUUCUGAUGCAAAAUAUUUGUGUUUUUCUUUAGCACAGUUUACUACAGGAAGAAACUUAUGCCUUUGCACUCUGUGUAUCUGCCAGACUUCCCAGCAGCGUCAGGAUCUGUUGACCAAGUUUGGCAGAUGAGGACAAGUGUGGAAGAGAAUGAAGUUUAUAGAAAACCAGUGACAGGUAGAGCAGAGAUCCUAUAAGCACCUGAAAAAGAAAAGCUGUGAUGGGCUCCAGAAAAGAGACCUUGUCCUGGUGCUGGAUGACUGGAGCUGACACCUUCCUAAAGCACAAAGCCCAUCAGUCACUUGACAAAAGCUAGUAGAAAAUCAAACUACGUUCUUUGUUUUUGUGCUAAUGUGGGUGAAUUCUGGAGAAUUCUGGAACUGAAGUGUCCUGAACAGCUGAUCCACCUGAUUUCAGUGGGAUGUCCUGUGCUUACAAUCAGUCCUUGUUUGAGCAGCACUUGUGCAACUGAAGUCUUCAAUUUCCCCCUGGUUCCUCGGAGUUUGCUGCGUGGUUGUACAGUUUUGUCUAAGAGAAAUGUGAGUCAAAUGAUUCUUCUCUAAGCCCAAAAACCUGCUGGGUGACUGAACAUAGGUGCAGGCAUAUCCAUAUUUUUGAUUGCUGGUUAUUCGUAUGAGGCGAUGUAGGUGUAUGCGCCUUUUUAGCUGAGUUCCCUGCUGCAUAGUCCUGCUUCUGUCAGUCUCCUUGGAGAAAAACAUGCUUUGGCCUAGUGACGUCUGCACAUUACUGUUUUCUUGCUCAUAUUCCUAACAUUUAUAAUUCAAGCAUCUUCAGAUAGAAGUGAAAGUUUCUCUUCUACAAAAUAAAGAGCAUAAUGGCUUGUGUUAAUUAUUCCUUCUCGCUUACUCACUUACCAGCUCAUAUAUUACUCCAAGGCUUUUAGUGCCUUGGGCCAAAAAGGGUCAUUACAGCAGGCAGCCUAAUGACUUGACCAAAAAAAGUGAGUGAAGGAGAAUGAGUCCUUCUCCACUGGAGCCUCUGAAGUCAUUAAUAGGUGCCUUGGGAAUUCCACAAAGCAGCAGCUCAGAAAACAGACAGGAUUGUUCAGUGUUGGAUAUCACUCUGGUGACAUCUAUGCUAUUACAAAGAUUUACAGCUGGAAUAAUUCAAUCCAGUUUUAUUCCAGUUUUUCUCUUCCCCCAUUGACUCACAUUGUGGAAGGCAGUCACACCCUCAGAGUUGGGUUUUGCCUAAUAGAAGCACCAGAACAUACUAAGUGGAACAACUAAUGGGGACGAAGCUUUUUCCCUUCCUUCCAGACUGGGUUAUCAAUUAUGAAUUAGCUGCAAUCUAAGAUCAAAGGGGUUCCAUUUUUGCAGCUGAAUUUGAGGGUUUGGGAACUGAACAGAUGAAAUGCAGUUAAUGACUCAUUUCAGGAAGGCAGAGACAGGAGAUAACUGACAGGGGUGGA
Molecule: messenger RNA, 4563 nt
Organism: Strigops habroptila (Kakapo)
Lineage: Eukaryota; Metazoa; Chordata; Aves; Psittaciformes; Psittacidae
Gene: MRPL22
Product: mitochondrial ribosomal protein L22
Exons: 8
Coding region: 42-671 (209 amino acids)
Biological process (GO): translation; ribosome assembly
Cellular component (GO): ribosome; mitochondrial large ribosomal subunit
Molecular function (GO): structural constituent of ribosome
Source: RefSeq, a predicted model, not a curated record